UGUUAGUAUUUACUCUUUGGUUGGUCUACUGUAGAUGUUCUCUGCUCGCUUCAAUCAGUCGCCUUUUCCUGCACAGCUGCCAGUCUGCUGGUACUUUUACCUUCAUGUACAGUUAUGGCAGGUACCAGCAAAACUGAAAAGGUUCGGCUGCACGCCCCAGAUUUAGAGGAACUGCGUGGUGUGUUACAAGCAGGACUGGAAGACAACUUUGCUGAAGUUCAGGUGAGUGUUGUGGAGUGUCCAGAUCUCACCAAAGAGCCCUUCCAGUUUCCUGUCACAGGCUUGUGUGGAAAGCCUCGCAUCACUGAUGUUGGUGGCGUGCCGUACCUGGUCCCCUUGGUUCAGAAGCACAAGGAAUACAACAUGAACACCCUAUCAAAGGAGCUGGAGCUGCCAGGAGCCUUCGUCCUUGGUGCAGCAGGUGCUCCCAGCAGAAUUGUUGGAAUGAAUGCAGAGCUGAUGCCUCUGGUUCUGACCGAAGCAGAGGGAAGGCCUGCAGUGAACAGCAGCUAUAUAUCCUCCAUCAAUCCAGCUGAUGGCCAGUGUCUGCAAGAAAAAUACAGUAGCAAAUUCUCUGACUGCAACUUCGGACUGCUCGGCAAUCUGUACGCUUGUGAAGGGAAGUCUGGAAAGGUCCUAGAGGUGCGGGCCAAGAAGAGAACAGGAGGCCACAGUCUUGUGACAGCUAUGAGGAACACGCUUGAAACUCACUACCCUGAUAAAAGCCUGGCUCUGGGAGGCACCUUCAUCAUCCAGAAAGGAAAAGCUAAAAUCCACAUCAUGCCAAGAGAGUUCUCUGUGUGCCCCCUUAACACCAACGAUGACGUCAACAACUGGCUCAAGCACUUUGAAGUCAGUGCCCCCCUCAUCUGCCAGUCAGUGCUGGUAUCCAGAGACCCUGGUUUGGACCUGCGUGUAGAGCACACCCACUGCUUCAGCCACCACGGAGAAGGUGGCCACUACUACAUAGACACCACACCCGACAGCGUGGAGUACCUGGGCUACUUCAUGCCUGCAGAGUUUGUCUACCGCAUCGACAGGCCCGAAGAGACCCAUGGAGUUGGACGGGACUGAAAGAUGAAUGAAUGAAUGAAUUGUGUUUGCAGCAGCACAGCAUCUCUUGAUAAUCUAAAUUAAUCAAGCAGCGUGUGAUUUAUUUUAGGUUCUAUGUAUUCUAAAACUGCAUAAAAACUUAAAUGUUCUCAUAAAUAGGCAUCAUUUCUGUAAAUCUUUGCUCUUAAAUCACAUCUCUGAAACGUAUUGUACAUUUCUUAUAAACAAAAUCACUACAUUUCAUGUAAUAAAAACAAUGUUGAAUUUGGA
Messenger RNA from Sander lucioperca (pikeperch), 1323 nucleotides. It is a transcript of the gene bkgd, whose product is annotated as chromosome 13 C11orf54 homolog. The record is from RefSeq and is a predicted model, not a curated record. Gene Ontology annotation, molecular function: zinc ion binding; hydrolase activity, acting on ester bonds. The coding region runs from base 115 to 1074 and encodes 319 amino acids. Gene Ontology annotation, cellular component: nucleus. The transcript has 8 exons. Lineage: Eukaryota; Metazoa; Chordata; Actinopteri; Perciformes; Percidae.